This is a messenger RNA of Oryza brachyantha (malo sina), 2035 nucleotides long. RefSeq names its product probable sugar phosphate/phosphate translocator At1g06470. Gene Ontology annotation, molecular function: antiporter activity. The coding region runs from base 122 to 1417 and encodes 431 amino acids. NCBI's taxonomy places the organism in Eukaryota, Viridiplantae, Streptophyta, Magnoliopsida, Poales, Poaceae. The transcript is spliced from 12 exons. Gene Ontology annotation, cellular component: cis-Golgi network; endoplasmic reticulum-Golgi intermediate compartment; Golgi apparatus. Gene Ontology annotation, biological process: UDP-glucose transmembrane transport. The record is from RefSeq and is a predicted model, not a curated record.
CGCCCGCGCCCGAGCGAGCCGCGAGCAAUGCCCGCGGCGUCCUUGCUGUUGUAGGUGGGCGUGCGGGCGGCGGAGAUCGAUUGGCGCGCGGCGGCGAGGCGAGGUGGAGGGGGCCGGGGGGAUGCAUCCGAAGCCGGAGGGGGACGCGGCGGCGGACGUGGGCGGGGGCACGGCGGCGGAGGUCGGGUCCCCGCGAUCCGGCGGCUACUUCCGGCAGCGGAGCAUGUACGCGGCGGAUCCGGACGGGGUGGGCGCCACGCCGCGGAAGGCGUUCGACGUGGAGAACCCGCCGGGGGGCCUCCGCCCGAGCGAGUCCGUCACCAAGCUGGAGUCGCUGGAGCGGGCGGAGCGCGCCGCGCUGGCGCCGGCCGUCGUGCUCAAGACGGGGUUCUACAUCCUCGUCUGGUACGCCUUCAGCACCUGCCUCACGCUAUACAACAAGACGCUGCUCGGGGACAAGCUGGGCAAGUUCCCGGCGCCGCUGCUGAUGAACACCGUGCACUUCGCGCUGCAGGCGGGGCUCUCCAAGAUCAUUAUGCACUUCCAGUCCAAGGGGAUGGACAAUGCAGUGGAGAUGGGAUGGAAGGAUUACUUCAUGAGAGUCGUGCCAACUGCUUUGGGGACGGCAUUGGACAUAAACCUGAGCAACGCGUCUCUAGUGUUCAUCUCGGUGACAUUUGCUACCAUGUGUAAAUCAGCCUCCCCAAUCUUUCUUUUGAUGUUCGCUUUCGCGUUUAGGUUGGAGAGUCCCAGCAUCAAGCUUCUAGGAAUAAUUGUAGUAAUCUCUACUGGGGUUCUAUUGACAGUUGCAAAGGAGACUGACUUUGACUUCUGGGGCUUCAUUUUCGUGACGCUUGCUGCUGUUAUGUCAGGAUUUCGUUGGUCCAUGACUCAGAUACUGUUGCAAAAAGAUUCCUAUGGCCUGAAAAAUCCAAUCACCCUGAUGAGUCAUGUAACCCCAGUGAUGGCUAUAGCUACCAUGAUACUCUCUCUCUUAAUGGAUCCUUGGAGUGAUUUUCAGAAGAAUGCAUAUUUUGAUAGCCCAUGGCAUGUCAUGCGCAGUUGUUUACUUAUGCUUAUUGGAGGAAGCUUGGCUUUUUUCAUGGUGUUAACGGAGUAUGUACUUGUUUCAGCUACCAGUGCUAUAACUGUAACGAUAGCUGGGGUAGUAAAAGAAGCUGUAACCAUCUUGGUUGCUGUAUUUUACUUCCAUGAUGAGUUCACUUGGUUGAAAGGGGCUGGUCUCGCCACUAUUAUGGUUGGAGUUAGCUUAUUCAAUUGGUACAAGUAUGAGAAGUUCAAAAAGGGACACAUAAAUGAGGAUGAAGUUAAUUCAUCUUCAUUCGAUGGAGAUGCCAAAUACAUUAUUCUAGAUGACUUGGAAGAUCAGGAUGAGUUUCAGGAUGAGGAUACAUAAUUUUGCAACGUGGCAACAUUUUAACUGUCACUUGGAUCGUUAUACCCUGAAACCAUUCAUGUCUGCCUGUUGAUUGAAAUAAUAAGUACUUGUGGAUGUUUCCAUUUAAAAGGGGACAAGGUUACUGCUAGGCUUGCUGAUGUUCUGCGAACUGAACUUAAAAGUGAUCUGCCUGAGCUUGUCUAUCACAAAAGAAGGAAAUGGUUUCUCACUUCUCAUCCUUCAUUUAAUAGUCGGGUCGACUAAGAGCCGACUUCAUCGAAAUUCCCAUUUUUGAGAAGAUUGGCAGUCCGUUGAAAUUAUUGUGACUGUUUAUAUUGGUAUCGACUGAGAAUGGGCGACAUUUGCAUUUUUCUUUCUUCUCUUUGUGCGAGCUUGAACAUGCACAUAUCCAUUCUUAAAACUCCACAUUUUUUGGUGCCUAGGAAUAUUCAUUCUCCAUAGAUCAACUUGUAGGAGUUACCACACAUACCCCCAUAUUUGUUGUUCCCUUGAAAGUUAGGGAGCAGCCUUUGCUUGUAUUUGUACAAUUGUAGCUUGUAAUAUUGUAACUUGUACUGUAACACUUCCAGUUUACUUGGAAUCACGAGUUUUAAAUUUCUGUGUACCAUUUUAUCA